Molecule: messenger RNA, 471 nt
Organism: Staurois parvus
Lineage: Eukaryota; Metazoa; Chordata; Amphibia; Anura; Ranidae
Source: the annotation of a GenBank genome assembly
GCUGGGAAUCAGUUAUUGGCCAGUUUAGCUGGACAUCAGGGGCUGGUACAUCAGGCUGCGCAGCAGACAGAGGCACAUCGGGCUGGGCAGCAGGCGGAGCAGCAGGCACCGGGCCAUCAGGCGGAGCAGCGGGCACCGGGCCAUCAGGCGGAGCAGCGGGCCAUCAGGCGGAGCAGUCAAGGUAGCGGGCACCGGGCCAUAAGGCGGAGCAGCGGGCACCGCGCCAUCAGGCAAGGCAGCAGGCACCGGGCCAUCAGGCGGAGCAGCAGACACCGGGCCAUCAGGCGGAGCAGCGGGCAAGGCAGCGGGCCAUCAGGCGGAGCAGCGGGUACCGGGUCAUCUGGCACGACAGCGGGCACCGAGUCAUCUGGCAGAACCGCGGGCACUGGGUCACCAAGCUCAACAGCGAGCACCGAGUCAUCUGGCACGACAGCGGGCACGAGUCAUCUGGCACGACAGCGGGCACUGAGU